Colletotrichum truncatum is the source of this 633-nucleotide messenger RNA. RefSeq lists its product as uncharacterized. Lineage: Eukaryota; Fungi; Ascomycota; Sordariomycetes; Glomerellales; Glomerellaceae. The record is from RefSeq and is a predicted model, not a curated record.
AUGUGGUGCACUAAUCUUAGAAAGCGCCCUGAAUGGGCACCAGCCAUCCGUGCCUUCCCCGACAGCGCUGUUCGCCUCAAGGAAGGCAGGCUUGAAUCCCACGAUGUUGCCAUUGCCACCUCCAAACCGGGCCGCAUGCUCCGGCUGCUUCUCAUCUCGCUAGGGGACCUAGGCAUUAAAGCCACUAUUGAGCGUCUAGAUCGCCUUUCUCGCCUCCAGGGAGGCCAAGAUGUAGCUAUAGUCUUCCUCGACGACUCAGCCGGACGGCAGAAGAUGCCGAUGGAGGCAUUCAUGAAAUUGCAAAUCAUGAUCUUCGAUAAAUCAGAGCUCCCUGUCAUCCCUCUUCACUCCGCUUUCGACCUGACUACAACCUUGCAAGCUCUGCAGCCUCCCAACCCCAUGACACAGCUUGCUGCUUCUCCAGCUUCUUUGCUGCAACAUAUGGCCGGCAGUGGCCCUCUCUCAAAGCCAGUUGCAGAUCUCCUGAGUGAACUUGGGCGUUCUCCAUCCGAGGUAGCCGCUCUUGCCAGCACGGAGGAGGGAAGGACAAAGAUUCUAGAUCGGCUGGGUCACAUGGACGGCGAGCGGGUUCUUUUGUUCCUCAAACUAGAGAAACUGGUCAUAACUUGGUGA